Messenger RNA from Mesoplodon densirostris (Blainville's beaked whale), 1167 nucleotides. It is a transcript of the gene ANGPTL5, whose product is annotated as angiopoietin like 5. The coding region runs from base 1 to 1167 and encodes 388 amino acids. NCBI's taxonomy places the organism in Eukaryota, Metazoa, Chordata, Mammalia, Artiodactyla, Ziphiidae. The record is from RefSeq and is a predicted model, not a curated record. The transcript is spliced from 8 exons.
AUGAUUUAUCUUUUCCAAGCUUCACUCUUGUUAUUAAAUCUAUGUAUUUUUACUUGUGGAGAAGUUAUACAAGGUAACUGUGUGCAUCAUUCUACGGAUUCUCCAGUAGUUAACAUUGUAGAAGAUGAAUCUAAUGCAAAAGGUGAAAGUAAAAGUAAUGCUACUGUUUAUAAAGAAGAUUGUGAGGAAUCAUGUGAUGUUAAAACUAAAAUUACACGAGAAGAAAAACAUUUCAUGUGUAGAAAUUUGCAAAAUUCUAUUGUUUCUUAUACACGAAGUACCAAAAAACUACUAAGAAAUAUGAUGGAUGAGCAGCAAGCUUCCUUGGAUUAUUUAUCUAAUCAGGUUAAUGAGCUCAUGAAUCGAGUUCUCCUUUUGACUACAGAAGUUUUUAGAAAACAGCUGGAUACUUUUCCUCACAGACCAGUUCAGUCACAUGGUUUAGAUUGUACUGAUAUUAAGGAUACCAUUGGUUCUGUCACUAAAACACCAAGUGGUUUGUAUAUAAUCCACCCAGAAGGAUCUAGUUACCCAUUUGAGGUAAUGUGUGACAUGGAUUACAGAGGAGGUGGAUGGACUGUGAUACAGAAAAGGAUCGAUGGGAUAAUUGACUUCCAAAGGUUAUGGUGCGACUAUCUGGAUGGAUUUGGUGACCUUUUAGGUGAAUUUUGGCUAGGGCUGAAAAAGAUUUUUUACAUAGUGAAUCAGAAGAAUACCAGUUUUAUGCUGUAUGUGGCACUGGAAUCUGAAGAUGACACAUUUGCUUAUGCAUCAUAUGAUAAUUUUUGGCUAGAGGAUGAAACAAGAUUUUUUAAAAUGCACUUAGGACGAUAUUCGGGAAAUGCUGGUGAUGCAUUCCGUGGUUUCAGAAAAGAAGAUAAUCAAAAUUCAAUGCCUUUUAGCACAUCAGAUGUUGAUAAUGAUGGAUGUCGCCCUGUAUGCUUCAUCAAUGGUCAGUCUGUGAAGAGCUGCAGCCACCUCAGUAACAAUACCGGCUGGUGGUUCAACCAGUGUGGUCUCGCAAAUCUGAAUGGCAUUCAUUACUUCCCUGGAAAAUUGCUUUCAACUGGAAUUCGAUGGGGCACAUGGACCAAAAACAACUCACCUAUCAAGAUUAAAUCUGUUUCAAUGAAAAUUAGAAGAAUUUACAAUCCAUAUUUUAAGUAA